Molecule: messenger RNA, 2819 nt
Organism: Chelonus insularis
Lineage: Eukaryota; Metazoa; Arthropoda; Insecta; Hymenoptera; Braconidae
Product: gamma-tubulin complex component 2-like
Exons: 9
Coding region: 261-2756 (831 amino acids)
Biological process (GO): meiotic cell cycle; mitotic cell cycle; microtubule nucleation
Cellular component (GO): gamma-tubulin complex; centrosome; spindle pole
Molecular function (GO): gamma-tubulin binding; microtubule minus-end binding
Source: RefSeq, a predicted model, not a curated record
UUCUGUAGGUUAUGUUGUUAUAAUAUUGUUUGUUCAUUUGUUUAUUUAUUAUUUUAAUUUUAUUCCAUUUUUUUUUUUUGCGCAUGAUCUGUGAUUAUUUUGCAAAAGUUACCAUCCGACAAUCCCAUCAAGGUGUUGGAAUGUAUGUGUGUACAUUAAUUAACCUAUAAAACAUAACCUUAGAGUAAGUCUGAAUGUAAUCAAAACUAUAAAGUAAACAACAGUUGUUAUUAGUAAAUAUUGAUGAACAAUUUACAAAAAUGAGUGAAUUUAAAUUACAUGCAUUGAUAGUAGAGUUGAUUCGUGUAUUGGAUUCUUCAGAUCCACCAGAGACAUUUAUUAAUCAAAUAGAAAAAAGUUCUGAACCAUUAGAAAAUGCUGCACCAGCAACACUUUUACAACAGCUCGCUAAAUUGGCACCAAAUAGUGAAUUGUUUACUCGAAAAUAUGACGAACUAAGAUCAAAGAAUAUUGAUGGGUUAGGUUCAUUUGUCAGGGUGCUUUCCCACAUAUCAUCAAAUGAAGAACUGAAAGAAUAUUUAUCUCAGUGUGUUCCAAAGGGUGAUUUACCAAACUUAUCAGCACUAGCUGCAGUAACGAAUGAUGACUUACCAAAAAUAUGUAAAAAUAUCAUUAAAGCAGCUGUAGAGGGUGAGAAGAAGCUUAAUGACUCUUUUAGCAGCGAUACAAAGGCUAAUGAAAACUUGAGAUAUAAUCUACAUGACAAACGUCCAAACCUCACCUGGGACUUUCGUACCAACCCGCAAUUAAUACCUUGUGAAAAAGUGGUACCAUCCGUCUCCCAAGAGUCUAUUCUAAUCUCAGACUUAUUCAACUGCAUGAAAGGCAUCAAUGGCAACUACAUCGUAGCAGAGCCUCUAACAGGACCCUACGAGAUGCGGACCUUUUUAAUAGCACAUGAUGUUGAUAUUUCUUAUAAACAGCUAGCCCAACGAAUCCUACCUCUUGCCUCUUCCUACUCCAUGGUCACGCGUUUCGUUGAAGAAAAGAUCCAACCUGAAGAUGGACAGGUCAAUCAUGCUCUAAGAGGAGCUAUAGAGUGUUUACUAAAAGACUAUUUCUUGUUCGUCGUCCAGCUAGAGACUGAUCAUAAACGUGGGAAGAUUGACUUACCAAAACUGUGGUUUUAUAUUCAUCCUUCCAUCGCUACCAUGUCUGUUCUGUCUCAGAUCACAUCAUCUAUUCUAAAGGGUGAAGCAAAAGGUGGCAAAGUGUUGAGCUUACUUUAUGAACAAGUCAGUGAUAUAAGUGCUGAUACAAACAGAAAAGAACUAUGUUCAUUCCUCAUUGAAGCUGCUAGUGUACCAUACAUGCAGAUCCUAGAGAAAUGGGUCUAUAAAGGAAUUAUUUAUGAUCCUUAUCGAGAGUUCUUCGUUGAAGAUAAUGAACUAAUUCAGUGUGAUGAAUUACCUAUGGACUAUUCUGCUGAUUAUUGGGAGAAAAGGUACACCAUGAAGUCAGAAAGAAUCCCUAACUUUCUGAAUGAAUGUGCUCACACGAUCCUACGUACUGGGAAAUAUUUCAAUGUCAUUCGUCAGUGUGGGAAAAAGAUGAAUUGGUUGAAACAAGAGCCACUAGUUUAUAGAUAUCGUGAUCAAGAAUUAUUCUUUGCUAUUGAUCAAGCUUACUCCGAAGCUGCUAGGACGCUACUUGAGGUUUUGAUUCAUGAGAAUGAUCUGAUGGGAAGACUGAGAAGUGUUAAGAAUUAUUUCUUGCUGGCCCAAGGAGAUUUUGUUGUUCAAUUUUUGAAUUUAUGUGAAAAUGAAUUGAGUAAAAAUAUGUAUGAUGUUGUUAUCAAUAGAUUAGCUUCACUAUUAGAAGUUGCUUUGAGAACAUCAACUGCUGAUCUAGAUCCUUACAAAGAUGAUCUAAAACCAGAACUUCUUCCUUAUGAUUUGCAGUAUCAAAUGUUUAGGAUCUUGUCCAUUCAAACUAAUGAUGAAAAAGAUUUUGCUAUUCAUACUGAUAAAACAUUAACUGGAAUUGAAGCUUUCGUAUUUAACUAUGAUGUUAAAUGGCCUGUAUCUUUGGUUUUAAAUAGAAAAGCCAUCACCUGCUAUCAGAUGAUCUUUAGGCAUUUAUUUUACUGUAAACAUAUCGAAAGGCUUUUAUGCAGAGUAUGGGUUAGUAAUAAAAUAGCCAAGACUUUUACUCAUGAAGUUGCCAUGGCUUAUCGUCAAGCUUUUUCAUUGAGGCAACGAAUGUUAGAUUGUAUCCAGCAUCUAGAGUAUUAUAUGAUGGUUGAAGUUAUUGAACCUAACUGGCGAACAUUCAUCAAUAAGAUGGGUAAGGUGACAAAUAUUGAUGAUGUAUUGAGUGUUCAUCAAGAUCUUCAAGAUAGUUAUUUGAAAGAAUGCAUGCUAACUGAUUCAGAAUUAUUAUCAAGUAUAACAGGAAUUUGUCAUACGUGUAUAAAAUUUUGCAAUUUCAUUCAGAGUAUGAGCCGUUACUACAUUGACGCUGAACUGACUUCAAUGAUUGAUGAAUUUCAACCAGAAUCAUACCACCAGGAGGAAAGUGGUACGAAGUCAGAUAUAAAUGGAAGCUUUGAAGACACGAUAAAAAAUUUAAGUGAAAAAUUUACUGAUGCAUUAUUGCGAUUAUUGAACCGAAUAUGUGCCUUGCGAUACAUGAAUAAUUAUGAAAAAUUAUUAAACGUCUUUUCCAGAUUGGAUUUCAAUCAUUUCUACACUGAUAUUAUGGUGAAGAAAAAUAUAGAUAAACACACUCAAUAAUUAUUUGUUUAAAAGAAGGUAUUAAAUAUUGUGAGUAUUAUAAAAAGAAAUUUAUUAAAAAAU